Antechinus flavipes (yellow-footed antechinus) is the source of this 1141-nucleotide messenger RNA. Its product is annotated as olfactory receptor 9-like. Bases 1 to 930 code for a protein of 309 amino acids. The record is from RefSeq and is a predicted model, not a curated record. Lineage: Eukaryota; Metazoa; Chordata; Mammalia; Dasyuromorphia; Dasyuridae. Gene Ontology annotation, biological process: G protein-coupled receptor signaling pathway. Gene Ontology annotation, cellular component: membrane. The transcript has a single exon. Gene Ontology annotation, molecular function: olfactory receptor activity; G protein-coupled receptor activity.
AUGGAUGAUGAUAAUGGGACAGCAGUGAUCGAGUUCAUUUUGUUGGGAUUCUCAGAUUUGGGCAUUUACCAGAGUGCUCUCUUUUGGGGAGUGCUCUUUGUCUACUUGGUCACCUUGCUGGGUAACUCCUUGAUCAUUACACUUACCCUGUUGGAUCCAGUCCUGAACACUCCCAUGUACUUCUUCCUUCGACAUCUCUCUAUGAUAGAGAUUCUCUACACUAUGACUAUUGUACCCAGGAUGCUGACUGAUCUGCUUUUCUCCCAUCCUGCCAUCUCUCCUGCCAGCUGCUUCACCCAAAUGUAUUUCUUUGCCCUCUUUGGCAUUGCCGAAUGCUGUGUGCUCACUGCCAUGGCCUAUGACCGUUAUGCUGCCAUUUGUCGGCCCCUGCACUAUGCCAUGCUGAUGAACCGGCAGGCAUGUGUGGGUAUGGUAGGUGCUUCUUAUUUAAUAGGCAUCAUUACAAGCACUACCCACUCCAUACUCAUCUUUACCUUGCCCUUCCAUGGCACUAACAUUGUUCACCACUUCCUAUGUGACGUUUUACCUGUUUUGAGACUGGCAAGUGGAGACACAUUCUGGGGUGAGGUUGGGAACCUUGUUGUCACCCUCCUCUUUAUCAUUACUCCCUUUGCAUUGGUUUUGUUUUCCUAUGUUUGCAUCCUCAUUACCAUCCUUGGGGUUGCCUCUGCUCAGGGACGCCAAAAAGUCUUCUCUACUUGCUCUUCCCACCUAUUGGUAGUCACACUUUUCUUUGGGACUGCAAGUUUAACCUACAUGAAACCGGGAACCAAUGAUACUAAGGACACAGAUCAAGUUCUCUCCCUUUUUUACACAGUUGUAACUCCCAUGCUCAAUCCUUUUAUCUAUACUCUGAGGAACAAGGAGGUGAUGGGAGCCCUGAGGCGUAAAUUAACAAAACACCUUUGAAGUCCUUGCAUGAUCCAGAUUUGCUUGGCUUCCUUUUUGGUGAGUUGAGAGUUGUUCCCUGAUUUUUAUUUUUUUCUUUUAAUUUUAUAUUUUUAAACUAUCAAACAUUUGUUUUUCCACAUACCCCCCCUCCCCGCCUUGCAUUAAAGGAAAAAAGAAAAGCAAAAUCCUUGCUAUUAUAUAAGUUAAGAAAUUCCUUUUUCAAUUUUGC